Messenger RNA from Aspergillus terreus NIH2624, 471 nucleotides. RefSeq lists its product as uncharacterized. NCBI's taxonomy places the organism in Eukaryota, Fungi, Ascomycota, Eurotiomycetes, Eurotiales, Aspergillaceae. The record is from RefSeq and is a predicted model, not a curated record. The coding region runs from base 1 to 471 and encodes 156 amino acids. The transcript has 2 exons.
AUGCCCUACGCAGCGUCUCCAAAGCGCCGCGAACUACGAGCUGCGUUGCGCGCAGUCACAAACCAUGUUGCCAGUCUGGACGCCCAUGCAUUUGAUUCAUCUGAAGGAGAGGCGCAUCACAUCAAAAUCCUCCCCAUGGACUUGGAUGGAAAGGCCGCCCCCAGACCGACCUUUUUCACCCCGUAUCCUGCUUCUUUGCUGCUAAAUCCCGAUGACGACUAUGACCGGGAUCGGUCAGGGUUCUUGGAUUUUGACUCCCUCCCAGCAAUCCAUCGGAAGCCCAUCGACUGUGGCCGGAACAUGGAGGACCUUGGUGAUGCACCCUUCGUUGCACUGGAUCGGUAUACCUUUCCUGAAUACAUAACCGCGAAGGCUUAUCAAGUCAAGGACGGCCCAUAUCCGCAUGCAAAAGCUAUGAUCUACAACAAUCUGAACGGCGUGGAUGGUCGAGUACUUCAGGAGAAGUCAUGA